This is a messenger RNA of Ceutorhynchus assimilis (cabbage seed weevil), 3230 nucleotides long. NCBI's taxonomy places the organism in Eukaryota, Metazoa, Arthropoda, Insecta, Coleoptera, Curculionidae. The record is from the annotation of a GenBank genome assembly.
UUUUGAUUUUUCAUUCAUAAAUAUACCAAGUUUUUUUUUUCAGAUUGUUGCCCCUUUUUCCUACUAAAUAAAACCAAAAUAAUGAUUUUUCUUAAAUAAAAAUGUCCUAGUUAACGAAGAGGUUGUCUUCGAUAAGUGCCAGAUUAGAUGAUACCAGCUGUCAUGAGUUCCAGGAUAAGAGAAAAUGUAAAACAUUUCUUCGAAUGCUUCUGCGAAGUGGUACCGCCUGCCGACGACAAAGACGCCUGGAUAAUCCAGCAAUACCCGGACAAAUACAAGGACCAAGAAGUACUCAAGUCUGUACCGAAAUUUGCAUAUCCUUAUAAAUUUGAAAAUACAGUAAUUCAACAUUACUCCUUCGUCCUGACGGACUUGGAAUCGAAAUGGACUUUCGGGUUUUGCAGGCACGAUCCCAAAUCGGAAACUGCCAUCGUGGUGCUCAGCUAUUUACCUUGGCAUCAGUCAUUUUACAAAUUUCUAGAUACCACUGCAGUGUUAAUGCACAGUUCCCGUACCGAAGAUUUAAGCGAAUUUUUAGCUACAGUUUAUACUACAAAAAUAGCGGAACCAGGCAAGAAAAUCGUGGUUGCUUUUAAUAGGGGCCAAAGUACAUUUAGUUUUGAUAUUCCUAGACCCUUUCAAUUGCCCAGUAUACCGGAAAAUCGUAAUCUAACAGAAUACUACAAUGCGGUGGACACAAACAACAUGAUGAUCAUAUUUGCAUCGAUGCUUUACGAAAGGAGGAUAAUUUUCAUAUCGAAACAUCUGAAACGAUUGAGCGCGUGCGUACAAUCCGCCAAUGACGUCAUUUAUCCGAUGAUUUGGCAACACAUUUACAUUCCAGUAUUACCACAAAGCCUAGUGGAUUAUCUUUCGGCGCCGAUGCCGUUCCUUAUUGGUGUACCAGAGGAUAUUUUUAAGACAGUAUCCCAAAACGAAAUAGGAGACGUUGUCAUUUUGGAUGCGGACAACAACAAAGUCCAUACACCAUUUGACGAUUUGAAUAGUUUGCCGCAAGAUGUAAUUGCAGCCUUAAGGAAACAACUACGAAACAAAUCUGCGGUUUUGGGGGAUGGGGUAUCGAGAGCCUUUUUGAGGGCCUUGGUUCAGUUAAUCGGCGGUUACAGGGAUGCGUUGAAAUUCACCCCUGGACAAAAAGUUACCUUUGAUUCUGGUCGGUUUAUCGAGACAAGGCCUGUAAAUCUACAGCCUUUUUUAAGAGAAAUGUUGAAUUUGCAGAUUUUUCAACAAUUUAUAGAAGAAAGACUUACAAUGCUUAACACUGGCAGAGGGUUUUCAGAUGAAUUCGAGUUUGAGCUUGAAAAUUAUUCAGCAAAAUCUGGCUCCAAGUUGAAACAGCAAUACAAAGAGUGGGCCUCAACUAUGAGAAAAGAGGGCACAGCAUUUUUCAAGAGCGUCAAGGAUAAGGCAAAUCCGGCUAUGAAAUCUGCAGUUAAAACUGUAAAAGAUGGCGGUAAAGGUAUGAAAAGCGCCUACAAAGGCCUGAGAUCAAAACUCAAAGAAGGCCAAAUGAAUCAAGAUCAACCGCACAACACCAAACCGAGAUCAGCUCCGAAUUCGCCUACAGGAAAACGGAAAAUCCUGAGCGGUUUUACGGUGCCGGUAGCCACCUACAAAAAAGAUGCCUCGCUAGCAAUAAAAAGCGCCAACUUGCAAAGGUCUUACAGCCCUUUGAGUCCCGGGUCCCAACCUUUGACUCCGGAUAUGUUGGAUUCGCCCCGGAGCGGUAGCCCCAUUGAUUUUCCCAGAAUUGAUUUGAUGAAUGAAAUGCAGGAUUUGUUGAAGUUGAGGCUGGCCGAUGGGAAUCCUGCCGUGGAUCGGUCGUUGAAGCCGGUACGCAGUUUAGAAAACUUCAACAAAAACCCCCUCAGUUCCCCGACUAGUCCGGAACGCUGGCCCACACCCCGACCCUCCCUACCACAUUCCAGCGUCCUAUUUCCCUCGCACACGUACCGAGACACCCAAACGUUGCUUCAGUCACCGCUAGGGGACGCUUUCAUGUCGCCGCCUCACGUACCGCCUCGCAGACAAUCGCACGACUUUUUCGCCAACUCGAAACCGUUCGUUGUUGGGGGCGGGCACAACGAAAACGGAGAUCCGCUUUUUUUCGUUUCCAACAGAAAUAUGGUAGAUGUUGUUAAGCUGACGCCACCUGUACAGGCUUCGCCUGGCAGACGAAAGCAAAAUGACGAAACCGAAGAUUUGAUCCGUUUAGAUUCCACGUCAGAUUUGGACGAUUUUGACCCAUUGAAAACACCAUCGUCGAAUUCUUCGUAUUCUACUCCAACUCAUGAGCCUCCCUUAAGCAUCUCGAAUCCUCUAUACAAUUCGUCUUAUGAGAACCACGAGAUUCGUUCUAAUGGAGUGAACAGCUUUAGUAGGCAAGAUCAGGAUUUGUUGCAGGACUACGGGCUGCAUUUCAAUUUCGGAACUGCACCGCAGGGUUCAGAUCAGAGUAAAUUCGAAAGUUUCAGUUCGAGUAAUAGGGUCAAUGUGCAAGGGCAAUGGACCAAGUUCGAUUGAUUAAUGACAGUCAACCAAAUCACUGAGACUGUUAAAGAGUAGAUUCGGGACAAGAGUUUUCAAAUUUUAUUUGGAAAUAGAAAUCACAUCGAAUCAUUCCCUGGUAUAUGUAAUUUGGCCAGCCUAAUUUUUUGAUAGCCAAUUGAUGAACAAAUUUUUAUUUUGUUGUACAUAAAAUAUUAGCUCUGUUCCAAUUGUUCUAGAACGAUAAUUUCCAUUCAUUUUUCAACUUAUUGAAAAAUAGGAUAGGGGAGCUGGUGGCCAUAAUGGAAAAUUACUGGUUCUCAUGUCAGUUGAAACAGAGCUAUUUUAUCAUGUUUUUUUCUGUUCUGAUUACAAAGGGCAAUUGAUUAUUUGGCUUCCAUUGAAAUGAAAAUUGCCCCUGUAAGAGCCAAAUUAUGGAUUGACUGAUAAGUGUCAGGUUGUUACCUAGCAGGUACUUUCUAUUCUCUAGAGCAUGGAAAGUACCUGACACUUAUCAGUCGGUCCAUAAUUUGGCCCUAAAGAGAAGCUUUAUUAAGAUAUUAAUAUUUAAACACGGUAUAGUAUUUUUUUGUUUUAAAUUAUUUUCAAUUUUUUUUUUUUACACUUUAUUAUUAUGUUAGGUCUUAUACACAUUUGUUACUUUUUGUUUUUUGAAACUAUUUUGUUGAAAAUUAUUAUUGAAAAUAUAUUCCUAUAUAAUC